AUGGCCGCAACACAAGGCACACGACGGUCCUCAGGAGGUUCGGACUUUGAGUACCUGACCCCAAUUGGCUUCUCAUACUACGCAAGUGCGUCCUCCCUGAGUGGUGCGUUCUACCAGACACUUCUCAAUAGAUGCUGGAGACGAUCAGGGACUCUCUUAUACCGACCGAAUCAGCGCGAGUCGUGCUGUCCUCAUUACACGAUUCGCCUCGACUCAAACGAGUUCAAACCGUCGAGGACGCAGAGGCAGACCGCCAAUCGCUUCAACAAGUUUGUUCUGGGCGACAGCUACAUCAAAGAAAGCGCCCGACUUCAUCCCCGAAGCAAGGCUGAGGCCAAGAAGAGAGACAAUGAGUACGUCUUGGCCGAUCGCAUCCACGAAGCGGAGUACGAUCGCCUCGCGACGCCUCCAGAACCAGCCCACAAGCUGGUGGUGACUCUGGAAGAAGACAACUUCACCGAGGAGAAGUUUGCCGUGUACAGCAAUUACCAACAGGUCGUCCAUAAGGAUCCACCCGAGGACAGGACAAAAAGGGGCUUCAAGCGCUUCCUGUGCAGCUCACCAUUACGACGCGAGAAGUAUGUCGGCCCGGAUGGUCGAGUGCGGCAGCUAGGCUCCUACCAUCAAUGCUACCGGUUAGAUGGGAAGCUCGUAGCUAUUGGGGUGUUGGACCUGUUGCCUGACUGUGUCAGCUCCGUCUACUUUCUCUACGACGAGAGUAUUCACAUGCAUUACCCCGGAAAGCUUGGUGCGUUGCACGAAAUCUCCCUUGCGCAUGAGAAAGGGUACAGAUGGUGGUACGCUGGGUUCUACAUCCACAGCUGCCCCAAGAUGAGGUACAAGAUCGACUAUGCGCCCCAGAACGUUCUGGAUCCUGUGUCCUUGAAGUGGAAUCCCCUCGACGAGGAGAUGCUGACACUUCUCGAUCAAAAGCCAUUCGUCAGUUUGUUUCUGGAGCAACAACUAAAGAGCAAGGCUGGCGAACCUGAUUCUGAAGGACUCGACAGUGUGUCUAAGCGCCCGGUUCCUUUGCAAAAGGGAUCAGAGGAUGAGGAGGGCGAAGAUGACUCCGACACAUCCUUGUUCCUGUCUCGCAUGCCUGGAAUCGCUCCUCUUGCCGAGAUGAAGUAUUUGAACCUGGACAACAUCGCUAUCAGAGUCAGCCUGACCGGGCCGUUGUACACUACGUCUGCUCUCGUGGCAUGGGAGCGAACGAGGGUCGAUCAGUGGCCGGGGAUCAAGGCGGCAGUGGCCGAGCUUGUAGCAGCCCUAGGAAUAGACUGCGUGGACGUGUUGUGUGUGGAUCUGACACGGGCUUCAUAG
This is a messenger RNA of Emericellopsis cladophorae, 1323 nucleotides long. RefSeq names its product arginyl-tRNA---protein transferase. The coding region runs from base 1 to 1323 and encodes 440 amino acids. Gene Ontology annotation, cellular component: cytoplasm. The transcript has 2 exons. Lineage: Eukaryota; Fungi; Ascomycota; Sordariomycetes; Hypocreales; Bionectriaceae. The record is from RefSeq and is a predicted model, not a curated record. Gene Ontology annotation, molecular function: arginyl-tRNA--protein transferase activity. Gene Ontology annotation, biological process: protein arginylation.